Molecule: messenger RNA, 1498 nt
Organism: Nymphalis io (European peacock)
Lineage: Eukaryota; Metazoa; Arthropoda; Insecta; Lepidoptera; Nymphalidae
Exons: 9
Coding region: 198-1475 (425 amino acids)
Cellular component (GO): nucleus
Source: RefSeq, a predicted model, not a curated record
AAAACAGUGUAUUCUGUGCCGACUACCGAUCUGAUAUUUUCAAUUUAAUUUAUAAAUUUAUGAAUAACGUAUUAUAAAUCAAUUAAAUGAUAAUUAAUGAAAUCUAAAGCAUAUGUGAUACAUUUUAAUAAUAUUGAGAAUUCUGAAAUCUAUACAAGAAUAUAGAUAUUUAUAAUUUACUUUACGAAUUAUAGAAUAUGGACGAUCAAAAUAUACAAAAUGAUACAACUUCAUCAUCAUACAUUGUCCCUUUCAGAAGCCCUGCGUUUAGUAAAGAAGAAGUCAGAGUGUUGGUUAAUUUAGUUGCAAAAUAUAAACACAUAAUUUUAAACAAGUGCACAAACUCCACAACCAACCAUGCAAAAGAGGCUGCUUGGGUAAAGAUAACUAAAGAAAUAAACAAACAGGGUUUCAAAUAUUCGAGAAGUGUGGAUAGUUUAAAAACAAAAUGGGAAAAUCUCAAGAAGGAGGCUAGAAAAACUUCAAAAAAUUUAAUUAAUUUAAACAGGACAGAAAAUGAUGUUCUUUGCCAAAUAGUAUCAAUGAUCAGUGAUUCAGAAAAAAAUACUAAUGAAAUACCUCAGGAUUGGCUAGAAGAAAUAAAUGAUUUACAUGAAGGUGAUGAAAAUAAUUCAUCUAAGCUCUGGGAUGACAGUAACGACAAACAAUCAGAGGAGUCAAGUGAUGGAGCUGAGGAUGAUAAGUUAAUGUUGAAUAGAUCACUAAACUUCGCCCCACAAGAAUGCAGUCUGUUAUUAAAAUGUAUAAAGGAUGAAAAGAAAAGUAUCUUCUCCAAAGAAAGCUCAGGUAGAGCCUAUAAGAUGAAAAACAAUGCGUGGGCCAGGAUAACAUACACUUUCAAUAAACAGAGUCCACAGAAAAGAACCACAAAAGUAUUACGAACUAAGUUUAACAAUAUGAAGAGGAUGGCAAAAAAAGUUCGAUAUAAAGACUUCAAUAUUAAAAAUCAAAUUGAGAAUCUAUUAGAAGAUAGAAAUGAGGGAAUAAAGAUUGAGCCGCACUUUGAAUAUAAAAAUGAUCUAGACUCAGAUAAUGAAGAUGAUCAUGAGAAUGAUGACGAAGAUUCCCACGACCUGCAUGGGAUAUCUAAUGAGCAUUGUGAAGAAAUGUCAGAUCCCCUCGGUACGGUUCUUAAAGGAGACUCGGGAAUAGAUUCAAUAAGUCAUUUUGGUUCCGGCACACAGUUCGAAAAUAAAGAAGUGGUGAAAUUAAAAUUAGAACUUCUGAAAUACCAAUUAGAAACUGCCAAAUUAGAGAGACAAAGGGUCGUAGAGGCGGCGCAAGCAGAGGCCAGCGAGCGCCAGGCGCGCGACAUCGAGACGUCGCUGCGCCUGCGCGCGGCGCGCCUGGCGCUCGUGGCGGCCGAGCAGCAGCUGUCUCCCUCGCACCCCGCGCUGCACUACGGCGAGCGGGAGGCGCGCGCGCAGCAGUACAUGCGGUAUCCGCACAGUUAAGAAUAUUAAAAUUUUAAUGACGU